Molecule: messenger RNA, 956 nt
Organism: Phalaenopsis equestris
Lineage: Eukaryota; Viridiplantae; Streptophyta; Magnoliopsida; Asparagales; Orchidaceae
Product: nicotinamidase 1
Exons: 5
Coding region: 45-788 (247 amino acids)
Biological process (GO): pyridine nucleotide salvage
Molecular function (GO): nicotinamidase activity
Source: RefSeq, a predicted model, not a curated record
UAGUGAAUAAAUAGCGCUCGAGAGUGAGAGAGGGAGAACGAGCAAUGGAGUCAGAGCAGACGACGAUGGAUGUCUUAAGAGCGGAGAUCCCUGUCAAUGAGGAAGAAGAUUUCUUUCCCGCAGCAGAGAGGGAUUUUGGGAGGAUCGUGGGCCUCGUUCUCAUCGACAUCGUCAAUGGCUUCUGCACCGUCGGAGCCGGCAACCUCGCUCCACCUGAACCUAAUAAACAAAUAUCCACUAUGGUGGAAGAAGCAUCAAGGUUGGCCAAGGCAUUCUGUGAUAGGAAUUGGCCUGUAUUUGCUUUUCUGGACACUCAUUACGCAGAUAAACCUGAGCCUCCAUACCUUCCUCAUUGUAUAAUUGGUUCCGGAGAAGAACAUCUUGUGCCAGCUCUUCAGUGGUUAGAGAAGGAUGCAAAUGCAACAAUAAAGCGUAAACAUUGCAUAGAUGGAUUCAUUUCCUCGAUGGAGAAGGAUGGUUCUAAUCUAUUUGUCGACUGGGUGAAAUCAAAAGACAUCAAAGUUGUUUUGGUCCUCGGGAUAUGCACGGAUGUUUGUGUUUUGGACUUCACAUGCUCUAUUUUAUCAGCUCGAAAUAUUGGUAGGAUUCCCCCGCUGGAAGAUGUAGUGGUUCAUUCACAGGGUUGUGCUACCUUUGAUCUGCCCAUUCAUGUUGCUAGAUGUAUCAAAGGGGCCUUGGCUCAUCCCCAGAAAUUGCUUCACCAUAUGGGACUUUACAUGGCCAAGGGAAGGGGAGCCAGGAUUGUGAGCAGAGUAUCCAUGGAGUAAUGAAUAAGAGUAUAAUUUCUCCCAUGUUCAGCUUCUUUUGUCUAUAAUAAGUUGGCUCUUCUCCAUAUUUGUAUAAAGAGUUAUAUUUUCUUCCUCGGUUGGUUGUAAUUUUGGACAAAUGAUUUCAAAUCAAUUAUAUUUGCUUUUAGAUAAUCGCUAUAUAAAUUU